AUGAGCAACAAACUCGCGCCACUCAUCCCCCUGGCCGUCAAGGUUGCGGAAAGCAUCGCCGCCGAGAUGGUCAAGGACGGCGACAAAGCUGCACGAACCGGCGGCAGCAGCAGAGUCGGCCGCGUGCUGCUCGAAGCCGGACGCAGCUACGCCGAAUCCAAGACCAAGACCGAGACCGAGACGGGCAGAAAAGCUCCAAGCCAAACGCGCAAAGGCGCCCCUCCCAGCUCUGGCAAGGGCGGUGCUGCCGGGACGCGAGCUCGCACCGGAGCGAAGGAGGCCAACAGCGCUCCGCAGCAGCGGGCAUCAACGUCGGAGGAGAAAGCAUGGCAAAGCCUCGGGCUGGUGCUCGAAGCAGGAGUGACGGUCUUGACGGCCCUGGAAGCCAAGCAGGAGGGGGCGCAGGGGGCGCCAUCCAGGCGAGCCAAGUAA
Metarhizium album ARSEF 1941 is the source of this 432-nucleotide messenger RNA. RefSeq lists its product as uncharacterized. The record is from RefSeq and is a predicted model, not a curated record. Bases 1 to 432 code for a protein of 143 amino acids. Lineage: Eukaryota; Fungi; Ascomycota; Sordariomycetes; Hypocreales; Clavicipitaceae. The transcript has a single exon.